Molecule: messenger RNA, 792 nt
Organism: Letharia columbiana
Lineage: Eukaryota; Fungi; Ascomycota; Lecanoromycetes; Lecanorales; Parmeliaceae
Exons: 1
Coding region: 1-792 (263 amino acids)
Biological process (GO): translation
Cellular component (GO): ribosome; mitochondrial large ribosomal subunit
Molecular function (GO): structural constituent of ribosome
Source: RefSeq, a predicted model, not a curated record
AUGCGUCCUCUAUGUCUCCGAUCACCACGUCUUACACUGCCCUCUCACACCUGUCCCUCAUUCCAAUGGCUCCCCCUCCUCCCACUCCACCAUUCCCGCCCCGCUUCUCACGCCUCACAAGGCCGCGCCAACAAAGCCGCCCAGGGCCCUGGCAAACGACUCGGCGCCAAAAAGGGAGCCUCCGAGCUCGUUGUUCCCGGCAACAUCAUAUUCCGCCAACGCGGCACGCACUGGUUUCCCGGCGAGAAUUGCGACAUGGGUCGGGACCACACGAUAUUUGCAAAGGAGAAGGGGUACGUCUGUUUCUACAAGGAUCCCGAAACGAAUCCGAAGAGGAAGUAUAUUGGGGUUGUGUUUGAGAGGGGGAUGAAGUUGCCGGUGCCGAGGAAUAAGCCAAGGAAUCGGCGUUUGGGGUUGGUGGGAAGGGAGAGGGAGAUGGGAACGCUUGCUUCAAUCACCCCCCCAAGAGUCACUAGCGGAGAAGGAAAUGAGGCACUGGAGGUUGGAGGCAUGACAGAGCAAGGCGGAACAUUAAGGCAGCAGGAUAAAAGGACAAGGGCAAAGAUGCCGGAGUUGAAGCAGAUGGGAAUAAGGCCGGGCUAUCAAUACCGAGAGUCGAAUCGGCAUAUUGGGAGGGUGGCAGAGAGGGCGCAAGUCAAGGUCGGAGAAUUUAAGAAACGUGGUCGAUUUCUGGCAUGGCGAAAGGUGAACGCGAGGAGGACGAAAAGGGCGGAGAAGAAGGCCUCGCGCUCGAGGAGGAAGAAGGGAUCGAAGAAUAAAUCGAAGAAUUGA